CACUUCCUAUCCAUUCUCACUUCCGUGUACUUUUGCGAGAUAUUUUUUUUUUAUUUUUGUUUUUUCAUUUCAGAGAGAGAAAAAUGUUGGCAAUCUUCAGCAGCUCUGUGGUGUCGCCUCCCGAGGAGCUGGUAGCCGCGGGCAGUCGAACACCGUCACCAAAGACAUCAGCAGCGAAACUGCUGACACGUUUUGUGGAAAGCAAAGCAUCGGCGGUGUCGCUGCAGGUGGGGGAACAUGUGCAGUUGGCUUACACACACCACAGCGAAUCACCCUGGCAUCCUAGAUCAUUUGCGGUUAAGGAUGAAAUAUUCUGCUUGUUUGAGGGAGCUCUUGACAAUUUGGGCAGUCUGAGACAACAGUAUGGACUGGCCAAGUCAGCCAGUGAAGUGAUUUUGGUGAUUGAGGCUUACAAAGCUUUGCGUGAUCGAGCACCCUACCCUGCCAAUCGUGUUGUUUGCCACCUCAGUGGGAGCUUUGCUUUUAUAGUUUUUGACAAGUCCACUUCUACAGUCUUUGUGGCUUCUGAUCAAGCUGGUAAAGUUCCUCUCUUUUGGGGAAUUACAGCUGAUGGAUACGUAGCUUUUGCUGAUGAUGCAGACUUGCUUAAAGGUUCUUGUGGCAAGUCGCUUGCUUCUUUCCCUCAAGGAUGCUUUUACUCUACAGCAGUUGGAGGAUUGAGAUGCUAUGAGAAUCCAAAGAACAAGAUUACUGCAGUACCUGCCGAAGAAGAGGAAAUCUGGGGUGCGACUUUUAAGGUGGAGGGAUCAGCAGUUCUUGCAGCCACAGAGUACUAGAUUCAUCUUGGAGUACAGUAUGGUGUGAUGUGUUAAUGGAGUGAUGACUGUAAGGCAUGCACAAGGGACCAUGUAAAUACCUUUUGGUAACUGAGAAAAGUGCGACUGGUAGUAGUUGUUUGUUCAUUAGAUAGGAUUUACUAUGUUUCUGGUUUCUGGUGUACAGUUACGCUUUCUGAUGUAAUAAAAAUGUGCCUGAGUUUCUCUCA
Messenger RNA from Vigna umbellata (rice bean), 1006 nucleotides. RefSeq names its product stem-specific protein TSJT1-like. The record is from RefSeq and is a predicted model, not a curated record. NCBI's taxonomy places the organism in Eukaryota, Viridiplantae, Streptophyta, Magnoliopsida, Fabales, Fabaceae.